AUGCUGGAGGUCGCUCCUACAGGCCCCGCCUCCCCGACACGUCUGCACACUCGCGGCCGGCCGGAAAGCGCAGACACUGUCGUGAAGGUCCCCAGCUGCGAUGCUGGACUCCGUACUUCGCGGCAGGGGUUUGAGCCCGGAGCUUUGGAGUGGGACAGCGCGGAGGAGGAGACCAGUGGAGGUGGAGGCAAUGACCGGGUGCGGAACCUGCAGAGUGAGGUGGAAGGAGUCAAGAAUAUUAUGACCCAGAAUGUGGAGCGGAUCCUGGCCCGAGGAGAAAACUUGGACCAUCUCCGCAACAAGACAGAGGACCUGGAAGCCACAUCUGAGCACUUCAAGACAACAUCGCAGAAAGUGGCUCGGAAGUUCUGGUGGAAGAAUGUGAAGAUGAUUGUCCUCAUCUGCGUGAUUGUCUUUAUCAUCAUCCUCUUCAUCGUGCUCCUUGCCACUGGGGUCAUCCCUACUUAGGGAUCCUCCUUCCCACCCUGCUCUCCUCUUCUGGGGCAACCCUCC
Molecule: messenger RNA, 513 nt
Organism: Orycteropus afer afer
Lineage: Eukaryota; Metazoa; Chordata; Mammalia; Tubulidentata; Orycteropodidae
Gene: VAMP8
Product: vesicle associated membrane protein 8
Biological process (GO): vesicle fusion; vesicle-mediated transport; SNARE complex assembly
Cellular component (GO): SNARE complex; plasma membrane
Molecular function (GO): SNAP receptor activity; syntaxin binding
Source: RefSeq, a predicted model, not a curated record